GGUAAAAAAAAUAAAAAUAAAAAGGCGAGACAGGGGAGGGGGAAAGAACGAGAGUGAGAAAGAGAGAGUCAUCAUUCGCUUUAAGUAUCAGACCUUUUGCCGUCCCCUCCUCGCCUAGGCUCCCAUUUCUUUCCCAUCUCUCCUCCAGAUCUUCUUUUGAGCAAAAGGUAUCUUUGUUAACUUCUAGUAUCCUUGGCACGGCUUCUUAAUAUUGCAAAGGCACCUUCAAUUGUCGUGGUUAUUGCAAAAGGGUAGAAAACAAGGUUAUGCACAAUGGCUAAUUCUGUGAAAAAUCUGGAUCCUGCCUUCCAGGGAGUUGGCCAAAAAGUAGGAACAGAAAUCUGGCGGAUUGAGAACUUUCAGCCAGUUCCUUUGGCAAAAUCAGAUUAUGGCAAAUUUUACUCGGGAGAUUCCUACAUAGUCUUACAGACAACUGCUGGAAAAAGUGGUGCCUAUCAAUAUGACAUUCACUUUUGGAUCGGACAAUAUACAAGCCAAGAUGAGGCUGGAACUGCAGCAAUUAAGACAGUUGAACUUGAUGCAAUCCUUGGAGGCCGUGCAGUUCAACAUAGGGAACUUCAGGGGUAUGAAUCUGAUAAGUUUCUGUCAUGCUUCAAACCUUGCAUUAUUCCUUUGGAGGGAGGUUUUGCCUCUGGGUUCAAAAAGCCUGAAGAGGAGAAGUUUGAAACACGACUAUACAUUUGUAGAGGAAAACGAGUUGUUAGAAUGAAGCAGGUUCCCUUUGCUCGCUCUUCAUUGAAUCAUGAUGAUGUAUUUAUCUUGGACACCAUAAAUAAAAUUUAUCAGUUCAACGGUGCUAACUCCAAUAUUCAAGAAAGGGCUAAAGCAUUAGAAGUAAUACAACACUUGAAGGAUAAGUAUCAUGGAGGAAAAUGUGAUGUUGCAAUUAUAGAUGAUGGAAAGCUUGUGGCGGAGUCAGAUUCUGGUGAAUUCUGGGUCCUCUUUGGUGGCUUUGCACCAAUUGGCAAAAAGACUAUUAGUGAAGAUGAUGUUGUUCCAGAAGCCACUACUACAAAGCUUUUUAGUAUCAAUGAUGGUCAGUUGAAAUUGGAAGAAGACGCUCUUUCUAAAGCAAUGUUGGAAAACAAUAAAUGUUAUUUACUGGAUUGUGGAUCCGAGAUAUUUGUCUGGGUUGGUCGGGUGACACAAGUGGAGGACAGAAAAGCUGCCAGCAAAGCUGCUGAGGAAUUUAUUGCUAAUAAAAAUAGACCAAAGGCGACACGCAUAAGUCAAAUUAUUCAAGGUCAUGAACCACAUUUCUUUAAGUCCAAGUUUGAAGCAUGGCCAGUGGGUUCAGGGACAGGAAAUUCUGGCGGAGAGGAAGGAAGAGGAAAAGUGGCAGCUUUGCUAAAGCAACAGGGUGUUGAUGUUAAAGGAAUCUCCAAAAACUCUCCUAUAAAUGAGGAGGUCCCUCCUUUGCUAGAGAGUGGUGGAAAACUUGAGGUUUGGCGUAUUAAUGGAAGUGCAAAGACCCCGGUUCCAAAGGAAGAGAUUGGUAAAUUCUACAGUGGAGACUGUUAUAUUGUGCUUUAUACAUAUCAUUCUGGUGAAAAGAAAGAGGAAUAUUUCUUAUCUUGUUGGAUGGGAAAGGACAGUGUUCAGAAUGAUCAAAUGAUGGCUACUCGGUUAGCUAAUACAAUGUGGAACUCUUUGAAAGGAAGACCAGUUCAGGGUCGCAUUAUCGAAGGCAAAGAGCCAUCUCAAUUUAUUGCACUCUUUCAGCCCAUGAUUGUUUUGAAGGGUGGAAUCAGCUCUGGUUACAAAAAAUUCAUAGCAGAGAAGAACUUGAAUGAUGAAACUUAUAGCUCAGAUGGCAUUGCACUGAUUCGAAUAUCUGGUAUAUCAGUUCAUAACAAUAAAGCAGUUCAAGUUGAUGCGGUGGCAACAUCCUUAAGUUCCACUGACUGUUUCUUGUUGCAAUCUGGGAAUUCACUAUUUACAUGGCAUGGAAAUUCCACUACCUUCGAACAGCAGCAAUGGGCUGCAAAAGUUGCAGAAUUUUUGAAGCCUGGUGUUGCACUGAAGCAUGCCAAGGAGGGAACUGAGAGUUCUGCUUUCUGGUUUGCUCUUGGUGGAAAGCAAAGUUUUACCACCAAGAAGCUUACACAAGAUGUCAUCAGAGAUCCCCACUUGUACACCUUUUCAUUUAAUGAAGGAAAGUUAGAGGUUACUGAGGUUUACAAUUUCUCUCAAGAUGAUUUACUGACCGAGGAUAUAUUGAUACUUGACACCCAUGCUGAGGUCUUUGUUUGGGUUGGUCAGUCUGUGGAUUCCAAGGAGAAACAGAAGGCAUUUGAUAUAGGACAUAAAUACAUAGAGCUUGCAGCAUCCCUAGAAGGGUUAUCCCCAGAUUUACCACUUUAUAAAGUCACAGAAGGGAAUGAACCAUGUUUCUUUACAACAUACUUCUCAUGGGAUGGUGCAAAGGCAAUGGCUCAAGGAAAUUCUUUUCAAAAGAAGCUUUCCCUUCUUUUCGGGACAGCUGUGCAGGCUUCAGAGUCUGAUGAUAAGUCCAACUAUUCAAAUCAUAGUGGACCCACUCAGAGGGCAUCAGCAUUGGCCGCUCUAUCUUCUGCAUUUAACCCAUCUUCCACAUCCAAAAUUAGUGCUCCAAAACCAUCCCGAUCAGGCCAAGGAUCACAAAGAGCAGCUGCGGUUGCUGCACUAUCUUCCGUUCUUACUGGCGAGCAAAGGAAAAGAUCUGAAACUUCUCCAGCUCGAUUCAGCAGAAGCCCUUCCCCAGGCCCAGAUGCAACUGUUGCUGAUACUGUGAAGACUGAAAGUGCGAGCACUGAGGUCAGGAAUCCUGAAGAAAUUUCAACAGAAGGAGAUAGAUCCACAACAGAGAGUAAUGGAGCAGAUUCUAAGGUGAUACAAGAUUUGAAGAUAGGUGAAGAUGGAGAUCAAAGCACAUUCAGUUAUGAAAGAUUGAAAGCCAAGUCUAGCAAUCCUAUCAGGGGCAUUGACUACAAAAGAAGAGAGGCCUACUUAUCUGAUGCUGAGUUCAAGACUGUUCUUGGUAUGACUAAAGAGGCAUUUUAUCGGCAGCCCAAGUGGAAGCAGGAUAUGCAGAAACGGAAGGUGGAUCUCUUCUAAGCAUGUGCAAUCAAGAUAGGCUACCUCAUCCAAAUUCUCAGUUCAGAUAUGCUUUGACAUUUUUCCUUCUUGUUUUCCAUCCGCUCUUUGUUCGGGUUGAGAUCUGCAGUCAUAUCCUUUAUUGGUGCCGCUUGCUGUUCCUUGAUUACUAAUGCUUGCUUGCUGGGUGAUUUUGCAACAUAGUAGGUAUUUUUUUUGUUUGUACAUGAGCAUUUUUCUUUGGCUGCUUGACUGUCUCCCAAGUUUGCUCGGUUUGUUACGGUAGUGGUUCAUAUGUAUAUAUUUUGGGUUUGAUACAUAUGGACCAUCUGUAAUUCAUAUCGUAUAUAUUUAAGGUAUACUGUGUUUAUAUUUGGAAAAAAAAGGGUUGUACUGUAUUAAGUUGUAAAACAGACUAUUGAUUUAUAUUUUUAUUGCAUGUAAUUUUCAAAUA
Molecule: messenger RNA, 3550 nt
Organism: Elaeis guineensis (African oil palm)
Lineage: Eukaryota; Viridiplantae; Streptophyta; Magnoliopsida; Arecales; Arecaceae
Product: villin-2
Biological process (GO): actin filament severing; cytoskeleton organization
Molecular function (GO): actin filament binding
Source: RefSeq, a predicted model, not a curated record